This is a messenger RNA of Varroa destructor (honeybee mite), 3745 nucleotides long. RefSeq names its product F-box/LRR-repeat protein 14-like. Lineage: Eukaryota; Metazoa; Arthropoda; Arachnida; Mesostigmata; Varroidae. Gene Ontology annotation, molecular function: protein binding. Gene Ontology annotation, biological process: SCF-dependent proteasomal ubiquitin-dependent protein catabolic process. The record is from RefSeq and is a predicted model, not a curated record. Gene Ontology annotation, cellular component: SCF ubiquitin ligase complex.
CGUUGGUCCUGCGACGCGGCACUCAUGCCCGCUAAAGGCUCAGCCACCGAACUCGCAGUCACCUCAGUACAGAAAAGCAGUUGCAACAGAGGCGGCCGCUGGUAUUAGAGAGGUACAAGCUACUGAUAGGCAACAAAGAAACAGUGGAAGCAGGGAGCCUCCAUAAACAAACCGUUCAACUCGAUUUAGGUGUGUUUUAUUAAAAACGGACUUCUAUUUGUGUGCCUCGAUAGUGUAUAUACGACUAUACGUUUGUGUGUAGUACCUUCCUAUACUGCUCGUAUGUGUAGAUGUGAACAAAUCGUACUGCGCUCAACCGCUUCCUGUUCCGGCCACUCCACACUGCGCACCGAUCGAACAACUGUUCUAAAAGCACUGAAAUUGUUCGCGCCGCUUUAUGUCUUUAAUACUAUAAUUUCAUGCACAGUUCUACAUGAACGGCGUUUCAUAAGGCGUCCGGAUCAGCCUAGAAGUUUUGUGUAGAAGAAGAUCUAUGCCUAGGAGCCUAAACGCAACUCGGUGCUGUGCUACAAGUGGUGAUAGCGAAGUUCUUUACAACUCCUAAAAGCAUUUGUACUAACGACAUAUUUAUCUGCACAUGUAGAACACAUUGAGCACGUCACAAAAACAUCUUUUACAACGGUAUCACUGCAUACUGCCUACACAUAUUACUCCUGUCAUUUCGCCUUACCAGUAUCGUCGAUUAAUUAAUGUGAGCUGUGUGUAAAUAUCAACGCAACAGGGCGUUGUUUUUUUGCUGUUGUGAGGCGAGUGUGAUAGAGCGUAAGAACACCAAACUCGCCGUGUCUUCACUGCAUUAUACCGUUAGUUGUGAGAGAAUUCCAUAUCGAUCUACAGUAACAAUAUUAUCCUACCUGUGAACUGGAGUACCGAGAAUAGUAUGCCAAUGGUGUUACAGGCCAACUCGCUUGCCUGGGAUAGACGGGCUUUGGCCAGCCAGCUGUUCGCUCAGCAGCACCUUCAGCAGCUACAGCAGCAGCAGCAGCAGCAGCAACAACCGCCACCUCAAACUCAAGAUGCCUUCGGAAUGCAGCUGCUCCAGGUGGCGGGCGGAGGUGUCGGGGGUGGUCCGGAUCCUAUAAAAGUGGAUCCGUGGCCGUUGACGACGCAGCUGCCCGCGCCAGCCGCGAUCUUCCACCCGCUUCAUUUGAGCACCCCCACGCUCGAGGUACGGUCACGGCUACAGGCCCCUGCCCUACAACCGAGUCAAACCCACGUGUCAGCACUGUACCCAGAAAUUUUGGCAAUGAUCUUUAGCUACCUAGACGUACGUGACAAAGGCCGAGCCGCGCAGGUGUGUACAGCGUGGCGAGAUGCCGCUUAUCACAAAUCGGUGUGGAAGGGGGUCGAGGCUAAAUUGCAUUUGCGGCGUGCCAAUCCAUCCCUGUUUCCAUCGCUCGUACGGCGUGGGAUCAAGCGCGUACAGGUUCUUAGCCUACGGCGAUCGCUACGUGAUGUCGUACAGGGGGUGCCUAACCUCGAGUCGCUUAACAUGAUUGGCUGCUAUAAUUUAACGGACAACUGGGUGAACCAGGCCUUUCCGAGCGAUGUCAGCGCUUUGACUACGCUGACUUCACUCAACCUAUCGAUGUGCAAGCAGAUUACAGAUUCAUCGCUUGGCAAAAUCGCUCAACAGCUGCACAAUCUUGAGGCACUCGAGCUUGGCGGAUGUUCGAACAUCACCAACAUGGGACUGUUGCUGGUUGCUUGGGGCCUCAAAAAGCUCAAGAACCUGAAUCUACGCUCGUGUCGCAAUAUAUCCGACGAUGGUCUUGGACAUCUAGCUGGCUCGUCAAAAGAACAAACCAAUGGUGUCACCUCACUCGAAGUUUUAUCGUUGCAGGACUGCCAGAAGCUAACCGACGAUGCGCUAGCGCAUAUCGCUGCCGGAUUAACCAAUCUCCGCUCGAUAAACCUCUCAUUUUGCGCCUCGGUGACCGACUCCGGUAUGAAGCAGUUGGCGAAGAUGCCGCAUUUGCGCGAGCUCAACCUCCGUUCAUGUGACAAUAUUUCAGAUAUGGGUAUGGCCUAUUUGGCAGAAGGCGGUUCUCAGGUAUCCACAUUGGACGUGAGCUUCUGUGAUAAGAUCGGCGAUCAAGGCCUCGUACACGUCUCGCACGGCUUGUGCCACCUGCGUAGCCUAAGUUUAAACGCGUGUCCGGUUAGUGACGAGGGUUUGCGUCGGCUGUCCAAGGCGUUAGUGCACCUGCACACGCUCAAUAUUGGUCAGUGUGUUCGUGUUACUGAUGUGGGAUUGGCAGCUAUCGCUGAAGGCCUUCAGAAACUCGAGUGCAUCGAUCUGUAUGGCUGUACGAAGAUCUCUACAGGCGGCCUUCAGAAAGUGAUGCAGCUGAAGGGAUUGCGCGUUCUCAACUUGGGUCUCUGGCAAAAACGGUGACAUGAGGAGGGGGUGGAGAGGUCCACCCCCGCCCCGAUCGCCCCAAUGGCGCCCAUUGCCAAGAGAAGGCGUACACUUGUCGACUCGAUCAAGUCUUCCAGGCCCAUUGUGCACCAUCAGAGUACUGCUACCACAAACUAUCUCCUAAGCUAGACUUGAAACUGGUCAGCUUUACCGGAUAUCUGUUACAGAAAAAUACAGUACUGUGUAGAACAAUAAGGCGCUCGCAUCAAACUUGAACAAAAUGACGAAAGAAGAAAAUUUAACUGAAAAUUUAAUAUGAGAAGAACAACAAUAGCUGAAGGUGCACUGUGCAAUACUACCUCCCGGCUGUCACGAGGAUUUCCAGUAACUCUUCUGAUUAAGACGAAACGAUCACAACGCUCCCAUUGAAGACGCAGAAAAUAGAGGAUUAAGGUUAAUCAGCGGCAGGACAAGAUAUGUAAGGAGAGACUACGUAUUUGAUCGCCUCGAUGAUAAAUGGAAAUGGCGUCGGUGGACCGCUACACAGAGUUGCUUAGAGCAGGGUUCAAUAUUAUUUUCUGUACAGAGAUCCCCCUGUAUAUUGUACAGUACUAUAUGCUUCUAUAGGAACAUCUUCAUUGAACGGCAGGGAGACGGAGAAAAUGACACAGAAAGACAAUGAAGAAAAACAAUAGAUUCUACUAGUAUAAAUUAGGGGGUGCUGCUGGUUCCAUAACAGCCUCUAACUAACCGGCAUCUAGCCUGCUGAAGGAUAGAUGGUGGGUCCGGUAUGUCUUCGUGGUUAAUUGAAUAAUAUUAGGAAUCUGUGUGAGAAAAACAACAACGAGCUGAAGGAAUGCAGCAGGUGAUUUCCAGGAAGCAGCAGGAAAUACGGAAACAAGCACACUAAACAAGCUAAGGGCAUGUAGCUCAUAUUCGUUGGUCUUGGUCGCUAGUCAGGACAACAACAAGGGCAUUCAUUGUAAGUCCUUUUCUGGGAGUAGUGUUUUGGGACUGAUUAGAGUUGUAGUGGUUCCCAACAGUCGGGUUGAAACUCUGCGGAAAAGGUAUUUUUGCGUGGAUUGAGGGCUGGUUUGGUGGGUGGGAAUGAAUGGGGCACGAGUAGCGUUAGGGCUCCGUAGGCCGCCUCCACUACCUACUUAUGGAGUCAGGAGGCCACGGAAUCCUGACUAUUGUAAUCAAGUGAGGUUAAUACUGGACUGACUGCGGCAUCAGAAAUGGUCUGGAUGCGAGCAUCAGUAGGUACCCUCAUCUGAAAACAAGAUCUCAAUUGUGCAAAGUGUGUAAAUAUGUUUAAAUGUUGAAUGAAUAACAAAUAAAUGGAGGAUUUUGUUACCCCGA